AUCACACCUUUGAAUACCAACACACAGAAAACAGGUUAACAAGGGAACUGGGGUCAAAUUCAUGUCGGUAGCAUCAGGGGCCGGGCCAACAAACAGCAGCCUCAGCUGCAAACUUUUACUCCUCUUCCGUUCAUCCGCUCUUGUCUUGCCCCUUACAAAAAGGGAGGAUCGGAAGAGCACAACAACUGCACCCAGGAAGAAUUGUUAACGGUUACUAACUUCUCUUGGAGGAGGAGGAGAUUGUUAAGGAUGAUGAACGCCGACCUGGGCUCGCCGAGGGAGCUCACCGGUCUGCAGCAGAGGAGGGCGCUGUACCAACCGGACCUUCCUCCAUGUCUCCAGGGAACCAGAGUCAGAGUGGAGUUGGGUGACUCAACAACAAGCGUCGAUCCGAAAUGCGCAGAUAUUGUGGCACAGGCAUUCCCACACACCUUUGGUCAGAAGCUGGUGCACUUUCUAGAACCCAACACGAUGGUCUCCGAUGCACAGGUCUUAGAAGAACACCCACCAAUUAGGGUGGGUGUGUUGUUUUCUGGAAGACAAUCACCUGGAGGGCACAAUGUCAUAUGGGGUACCUAUGAUGCUUUGAAAGUUCAGAAUCCACACAAUGUUCUGCUUGGGUUUGUAGGUGGCACAGAAGGCCUAUUUGCAAAGAAGACGUUAGAGAUCACAGACGAUGUACUUUUGUCGUACAAAAACCAAGGUGGUUUUGAUUUGCUCGGCAGAACUGUUGAUCAAAUCCGCACGACAGAGCAAGUGAAUGCUGCUAUGUCAACAUGCUGUGAUCUUAGCUUGGAUGGCCUAAUCAUCAUUGGAGGGGUGACCUCCAAUUCAGAUGCUGCUCAGCUUGCAGAGACCUUUGCGACGCAUAACUGCAAAACAAAACUAUGGAGUCAUUACUCGCAGACAUCCUCCGAUCCUUAUCUUGCAAUCCGAAAUAAAUUUUCAGAGAGCACACAAAUUUUACAGGUUAUAGGUGUACCUGUAACCCUGAGUGGUGAUCUCAAGAAUCAGUUUGUGGAAACAACUGUUGGUUUCGAUACCGUGUGCAAGGUGAACUCUCAGCUAAUAAGCAAUAUUUGCCUCGAUGCGGUCUCAGCAGGGAAGUACUACUAUUUUGUUCGCUUGAUGGGUGGCAAAGCAUCUCAUGUUGCCUUCGAAUGUGCGCUUCAGUCGCACCCUAACAUGGUUAUCUUAGGAGAGGAGGUGGCAUUGUCAAAGCUCACAUUGAUGGAAAUUACAAACAAGAUAUGCGAGGGAGUAGAAGCACGGGCGGCACAAGGGAAGUACCAUGGAGUGCUACUUAUUCCUGAGGGACUAAUCGAAAGCAUACCAGAAAUGUAUGCACUCAUUCAGGAAAUCAAUAAUCUCCACAGUAAUAAUGUUCCUGAGGACGAGAUUCCAUCUCAACUGUCUCCGUGGGCUGCUGCCUUGUUCAAGUUCUUGCCACCGUUCAUCAGGAGAGAGUUGGUCCUGCAUCAAGAAUCUGAUAACUCGGCACAGCUAUCCCAGAUUGAUACGGAGCAGCUCUUAGCUCAUUUAGUAGAAGCACAAAUGAACAAAAGAACAAAAGAAGGAAAUUAUUACAAGGGAAGAAAAUUCAGUUCAGUGUGCCACUUCUUUGGUUCUCAAGCUCGAGGAUCACUACCAUCAAACUUUGACUGCAACUAUGCUUAUGUUCUUGGCCAUAUUUGUGUGCAAAUAGUAGCAACUGGAUUGAAUGGUUACAUGGCUACUGUAACAAAUUUGAAGGACUCAAUAAACAAGUGGCGAUGCGCUGCUGUUCCUCUAACAGCAAUGAUGAGUGUGAGGAGGCACUUGCGUGGUCCUGGAGCUGUUCCCAUAGGGAGGCCAGUUAUUCAUCCUUCACCAAUUGACCUGAAAGCGGAAUCAUAUGGGGUCCUGAGAGAGAAAGCCUCAAGCUUUCUGCUAGAUGAUUUCUACAGAACUCCAGGAGGCAUUCAAUUCGAAGGAUCUGGCGCAGACACCAAGCCUAUCACGUUGACAAUUGAAGGUCAAGACUACCUGGGCGAUAUCGAGAUACUGCAAGACUACUUGGAAAAGGUGAGGAUCAUUCUGAAGCCUGGAUGCUCACGGGAGAUUCUGAAGGCAGCAAUAAGCUCGAUGGCGUCAGUAAACGAUGUGCUCAAGGUCAUGUCGGCUCCCCUCAAUGCUGAGCUUCCUCUCUACCACUUCAACUGAUUUUCGAAUCUGUCACAUGUGCGGCUUUAGUCAGGAAAAUCUGGCUGCCACAUGACAUCAGUCCAGUCAUGAACGCUGAAUCCAGAGUACCUUCUAUGGCUACCGUUCUUUGGUAGCUUCUUUU
Messenger RNA from Panicum hallii, 2326 nucleotides. Its product is annotated as pyrophosphate--fructose 6-phosphate 1-phosphotransferase subunit alpha-like. Lineage: Eukaryota; Viridiplantae; Streptophyta; Magnoliopsida; Poales; Poaceae. Gene Ontology annotation, biological process: glycolytic process; response to glucose; photosynthesis. Gene Ontology annotation, cellular component: cytosol. The transcript has 18 exons. Bases 250 to 2202 code for a protein of 650 amino acids. The record is from RefSeq and is a predicted model, not a curated record. Gene Ontology annotation, molecular function: 6-phosphofructokinase activity; diphosphate-fructose-6-phosphate 1-phosphotransferase activity; ATP binding.